This is a messenger RNA of Mesorhabditis belari, 1209 nucleotides long. NCBI's taxonomy places the organism in Eukaryota, Metazoa, Nematoda, Chromadorea, Rhabditida, Rhabditidae. The record is from the annotation of a GenBank genome assembly.
AUGAUUCCUGAAGCUCUUUCAGAUUUUUAUUUCCGCCUAAAUGAAUUCGAGAAGAAGCUCGAUAUUCAGGCUGGCGGUUUUCGGAAAGUUUCCUACAAUAAGUUGAACAACCAAGAUGUGGCCAUAAAAAUGAUGGAGGAUCCGAAGGAGAUUCUCCAAGAAGCAAUUAAGCAUAGACAUGUCAAAGAUUCCAAGUUUAUUGUUGAGAUACUCGGAGUCAUUUUUGAUGAGAAUGAUUCGCCGAAAGGUUUGGCACUCGAGUUGUGCUAUUUGGGAACGCUUUAUCAUGUGAUUAUGGGCUGGGAAGUGUAUACACUUUACAACAUCUCUCAUAUCGUCCUUUGGAUGGAGCAAUUGGCCUCGGUGUUGCUCUACUUGAAAGAAAAAGAGCUCGUUCAUCGGGAUCUCAAGCCUCUCAAUAUUCUGAUGUUCGACAAAUACCGUGAGAUUCGCGUCUGUGAUUUCGGCAUCUCAGCCUGGGAAGAAACUGUGGUAAGACUGGCGGGAACAGUCAGCUUCAUUGCGCCAAAUCCGUCGAUUCACUUCGCCGAUCAUCGAGAUGCCAUGUACAGUGUGGGGAUGAUUCUGUGGCAACUCAUCUUCAGAAAACAUCCAUAUCUUGACAGCAAUGCUAAAAAUCUGGCAAUUGAUAACGAUGAUGUGUUGGAAAGAGUGGGGAAUGGGGAAAGAUUGCCGCUUGAUGAGACACAUUCAUCCAUUCAGGAAGUGAUCUCGGGUUGUUGGGCUCAUGAGAAGGAUGAGCGUUUGAGUCCUCAAGAACUAUACGACAAGAUGGCUGAGUGGCGAGAGAAGAUUCAAACAUCGAUGAAAAACCUGAAAUCUCCGCGUCUCUUGAAAGAGCCCUACUCCUUUGUCCGACCUCAUGGAACGUUUUCAUGCACUCACAUAAAUCUCGGUGCUGAUUAUCAAAAAGUAAAAGAUCUCGGGUUCUGCGUUCCGAAAUUUGCAAAUCUCAUUCACAGUCCAAGAGACAAUCGUGAUUGGCGUCACAACAAAAAGCUGAUCGUUGUGUACAACAAAGCGACAAAAGAGGCACAAGUUAUGGCAAAAGAGAUGAAAAAAGCGGAAAGGGAAGCAAAGGAAAAGAUCAAUAAUGCAAAAAUCAAAAAGCCAUUUGGACAACCAUUAUGGGAUGUUGUCGAGCUCAUCGAUUACUUUGGCGUUUUAUUGGAUGAAGUUCUCGACUUU